Funneliformis mosseae is the source of this 313-nucleotide messenger RNA. The record is from the annotation of a GenBank genome assembly. Lineage: Eukaryota; Fungi; Glomeromycota; Glomeromycetes; Glomerales; Glomeraceae.
GAUUGCAAAUGCGAUAAUUAAUAGUACAACUCGUAAUCAUGUAUUCGUUAAACCUGUGAUGUCUAUGGUGUCCAAAAUUCGCCGAUUCACCACCACGGUCUCACCAACGAAUACCUACGCUAUAAAUACGAGUUCUUUCUUUUUUAACCCAACGUCCGGCAGAGACACAAACAAUAUGGAUCCAAUUUCAAUUACAGCCACGCAGACAAUGCGAAUAAUUUUAUGGAAAACCCGACGGUUUUUGAGUGUGAUGAUGAUAAUCGUUAUUUAUCGAGUCUCACGGUUACCCGCCAAGUCUUACCCUUUCAAUUGA